CGGAGCGCGGGCAGCGGCAGCCGUGCGGUGAGGGCGGUGGCGCCCGUGGGACCCGCGACUGCCAGGAACUCCUGCCACCGCCACCGGCUCCCAUGGCCCACAUACCCAGUGGGGGUGCCCCAGCAGUGGGGGCAGCCCCCAUGGGUCCCCAGUAUUGCGUGUGCAAGGUGGAGCUGUCGGUGAGUGGCCAGAACCUACUGGACCGGGAUGUUACCUCCAAGUCUGACCCCUUCUGUGUCCUCUUUACAGAGAACAAUGGCAGAUGGAUCGAGUACGACAGGACAGAAACCGCGAUCAACAACCUCAACCCCGCCUUCUCCAAGAAGUUCGUGCUUGACUAUCACUUUGAGGAGGUACAAAAGCUCAAGUUCGCGCUCUUUGACCAGGACAAGUCCAGUAUGCGGCUGGAUGAGCAUGACUUCCUGGGCCAGUUCUCCUGCAGCCUGGGCACGAUUGUCUCCAGCAAGAAGAUCACUAGGCCUCUGCUGCUGCUGAAUGACAAGCCUGCCGGGAAGGGCUUGAUUACGAUUGCUGCCCAGGAGCUGUCUGACAACCGCGUCAUCACGCUGAGCCUGGCGGGCAGGAGGCUGGACAAGAAGGACCUCUUUGGGAAGUCAGACCCCUUUCUGGAGUUUUAUAAGCCAGGAGACGAUGGCAAGUGGAUGCUGGUCCACAGGACUGAGGUGAUCAAGUACACACUGGACCCUGUGUGGAAGCCAUUCACAGUGCCCUUGGUGUCCCUGUGUGAUGGGGACAUGGAGAAACCCAUCCAGGUCAUGUGCUACGACUAUGACAAUGACGGGGGCCAUGACUUCAUCGGCGAGUUCCAGACCUCAGUGUCACAGAUGUGUGAGGCUCGAGACAGCAUCCCGCUGGAGUUCGAGUGCAUCAACCCCAAGAAGCAGAGGAAGAAGAAGAACUAUAAGAACUCGGGCAUCAUCAUUCUGCGAUCCUGCAAGAUAAACCGAGACUACUCCUUCUUAGACUACAUCCUGGGAGGCUGCCAGCUCAUGUUCACCGUUGGAAUAGACUUUACAGCCUCCAACGGGAAUCCCCUGGACCCUUCCUCUUUGCACUAUAUCAACCCUAUGGGCACCAACGAAUAUCUGUCGGCCAUCUGGGCUGUUGGGCAGAUCAUUCAGGACUAUGACAGUGAUAAGAUGUUUCCAGCUCUGGGAUUCGGGGCCCAGUUACCCCCAGACUGGAAGGUCUCCCAUGAGUUUGCCAUCAACUUCAACCCCACCAACCCCUUCUGCUCAGGUGUGGAUGGUAUCGCCCAGGCGUACUCAGCUUGCUUGCCCCACAUCCGCUUCUACGGUCCUACCAAUUUCUCCCCCAUCGUCAACCACGUGGCUCGGUUUGCGGCCCAGGCCACGCAGCAGCAGACGGCCACGCAGUACUUCAUCCUCCUCAUCAUCACGGACGGGGUCAUCAGUGACAUGGAGGAGACGCGGCAUGCCGUGGUGCAGGCUUCCAAGCUGCCCAUGUCCAUCAUCAUCGUGGGCGUGGGCAAUGCCGACUUCGCUGCCAUGGAAUUCCUGGAUGGGGACAGCCGCAUGCUGCGCUCCCACACGGGGGAGGAGGCAGCCCGCGAUAUUGUACAGUUCGUUCCCUUUCGAGAGUUCCGCAACGCAGCAAAAGAGACCUUGGCCAAAGCUGUGCUGGCGGAGCUGCCCCAACAAGUUGUGCAGUAUUUCAAGCAUAAAAACCUGCCCCCCACCAACUCGGAGCCCGCCUGAGCUCCAGUGCCCAGCAGCAGCAUGUCGGCUGAGCCUCCCGCCCUCCCCCAGGAACAUGCACGCUCACCCUGCUUCCUUGUGGGUGGCCUUUUUUUACCGAUCCACAUUUUUAUUUUUUACAACCGGACCUCCACCCCCAACUUCCUUCAGCCCAGCUGGGCUUCCUUUGUUGGAGUCAACUGUUGAUGCUUCCAGGCCAAACUGGCUUCCUCUCCUCCUCUCCCCACCUUUGCCAUUCUUAAGUAUUGAAUGUACUUUGUAUAAUUUUA
Molecule: messenger RNA, 2008 nt
Organism: Macaca mulatta (Rhesus monkey)
Lineage: Eukaryota; Metazoa; Chordata; Mammalia; Primates; Cercopithecidae
Gene: CPNE2
Product: copine 2
Biological process (GO): cellular response to calcium ion
Cellular component (GO): plasma membrane
Molecular function (GO): calcium-dependent phospholipid binding
Source: RefSeq, marked provisional